Messenger RNA from Girardinichthys multiradiatus, 2152 nucleotides. It is a transcript of the gene nsfl1c, whose product is annotated as NSFL1 (p97) cofactor (p47). The record is from RefSeq and is a predicted model, not a curated record. The transcript is spliced from 10 exons. Gene Ontology annotation, molecular function: ubiquitin binding. NCBI's taxonomy places the organism in Eukaryota, Metazoa, Chordata, Actinopteri, Cyprinodontiformes, Goodeidae. Gene Ontology annotation, biological process: autophagosome assembly; membrane fusion; nuclear membrane reassembly. The coding region runs from base 16 to 1257 and encodes 413 amino acids. Gene Ontology annotation, cellular component: cytosol; nucleus.
AUGUAGUGACAAACAAUGAGACAUCACAUCUAUGCUUGUCUGCUGACUUCGUCAAAGUGGACCUUCAAAACACCGACAUACAUAAGGACGACAGCAGUGGAAGCGGACGGCUCAGCGAAGGAGCAAAUCAAAAUGGCGAGUCAAGAGGAGUCAGUGAGGGAGUUCGUCGCUGUUACCGGCGUAGAGGAGGAGAGGGCUCGCUUUUUCCUGGAGUCCGCCGGUUGGAACCUGCAGCUUGCACUUGGCAGUUUCUUUGAGGAUGGAAAUGAUGAUGACAUUAUCACACUUCCUCAACCUGAAGGCGGCUCCUCUGUGACUCGAUCUACUGGGCCCAGUAGUCAGCCAAGAGUGACCUCCUUCAGAGAUCUGAUGCCAGAGGCAGAGGAUGACAGUGAUGAGGAGGAAGGUCAGAGGUUUUUUGCGGGGGGAUCAGAGCGCAGCGGGCAACAGAUCGUUGGUCCUCCAAAGAAAAAGAGUUCGAACGAGGUGGUGGAGGAUCUGUUCAAAGGGGCCAGAGAACACGGGGCUGUGCCCUUGGAACGGAGUGGGAAAGGACCAGGAGAACCCAGCAAAGCAAAGGCUUUUGUUGGUGGAGGUUACAGACUUGGGGCAGCUCCUGAAGAGGAGUCGUCCUACGUAGCUGGAGAGAGGCAAGCCUCCAACAGGCAGCAAGAUGUACAUGUGGUGCUGAAGCUGUGGAAGACGGGUUUCAGUCUGGAUAACGGUGAACUUAGAACCUACAAUGAUCCUGGAAAUGCAAACUUUCUCGAGGCAAUCAGACGAGGGGAGAUCCCUCUUGAGCUGAGGCAGCGUGCACGUGGAGGCCAGGUCAACCUUGACAUGGAGGACCACAGAGAUGAGGACUUUGCUAAGCCCAAGUUGGCCUUUAAAGCCUUUGAAGGUGAAGGACAGAAGCUAGGAAGUGCCACUCCAGAGCUUGUUUCAGCGCCGCCCACCUCCCAGCAGGACCAGGCUGCCAAUGAGGCCCAAGCCAGUUCCUCUGUGGGCCUCGACUCCUCCCAACCUACAACUAACAUUCAGAUCCGACUGGCCGAUGGCGGCAAGCUGGUCCAGAAGUUCAACCACACCCACAGGGUUUCCGACCUGCGGCAGUUUGUGGUGUUGGCCCGGCCCGCAAUGGCUGCCAGAGAGUUUGUUCUGAUGACCACCUUCCCCAACAAGGAGCUGACAGAUGAGAGCCAGACGCUGCAAGACGCCAACCUCCUCAACGCUGUCAUCGUCCAGAGGUUAAACUGAGGAUGGGGACAACAAGAGCAAACCCCGUUCAUCUGCUUCCCUCGCCCGAAGUGACUGAAAAACCACAGCCCCUCUGAGGGAGGAGAACACACGGACUUAUAUGGACUUCUAGUUUCUGAUUUUUGUUUUUCUAUAAUUAAAUGUAAGACCUUGCUUCUCAUCCCCAUCCUCUUUUCCAUUAUUCUCCCCCUCCCAGUCAGACUUCAGAUGGGUGAAAUGUUGAUGAACCAGUGAAAAAGCCUGUAGAUGCUGGUUUGCUGUUUUGUUGAUACCUGAAAGUAUCAGUCCAGCUGAAGGAACAUCAUUCUCAUAACUAAGGUGUUCACUUUGGAAUCAAGAUAAAUAACCUACACUCUUACUAACCAUGAUCUGGCCAUUAAACAAAGCUUAUAUAUAGUCUGGUAGUGGAGUUUCAGCAGCACCAGAUUCCCUCCUUGUUUCUGUCUAAAAUGCAUAAAACCACAACUACAUAAAUAAAGAUUAGAUCAGUCUUGUUCUUUUCCCCACAUAUAAAUACAAUGAUUUAACAAAACAGUUUCUCCUCUUUAACUAACUGAUACCAGUAGCCUUACUCUCCUUUCUUCACCUCCAGCACCACACCGGUCCCUUUGUUAAAAAGCAGAAUUUAUUUUUUUUUAAAUGCCUUCGUUUCUUAUUUCUUUUCUCAAUUAAAGAUGCUUUGCCCCAUUUAACCAGCAGCAUUUUGAUGGAGUCUGGUAUAAACCCAGCUACACAGGUGGUUGAGCAAAUGAACAUAGAGAUUGUAAACACUGGUUUAAUUUAGUAGAAUCUGAAUUCCUGUAACAAUGACCUCUUCUAUGCAUCCUGGGGCAACACAGAAAUAUGUUUGGGCCUCCAGUGAAAUAAACCCAUUUUAUGGUUGAUGUAAGAAGAA